Molecule: messenger RNA, 3390 nt
Organism: Acinonyx jubatus (cheetah)
Lineage: Eukaryota; Metazoa; Chordata; Mammalia; Carnivora; Felidae
Gene: LRIT2
Product: leucine rich repeat, Ig-like and transmembrane domains 2
Exons: 3
Coding region: 421-2073 (550 amino acids)
Molecular function (GO): protein binding
Source: RefSeq, a predicted model, not a curated record
UUGUUGAAAAUUCUAGCUUUCAGGAGCCAAUUGUGAUGAAGUAUUGGAUGGAUUCUGGCCAAAUAACUUGAACCAUAGUGCUCAGGAUAGUAUUACUUGCUGGUUUCUUGGAUCUUUUUGUAAGAAACUGAGGGAAGACAGUAUCAUUGCUGAAUAGGACAACUGGCUUAGAGUUUGCUUUCUAGACUUGAGAACUAGAAAAAGGAUAAAUUUUGUGACCUUAGUUAAGACACAUAGCUCUCUCUUCAUGAGUUCUUAUUGAGCUUGUGAUCUGGGCCAUAACAGACCUCAGAGCAUCCAGGGACUUUGCCACUGCUGUGCUGACCUACAUCACCAUGGAUUACCAAUAAUAGGAUUUGCCACUCAGAAGCUUGGACUAUACUUACUCAAAACUUGCAAGGUAGUUUCUUACAGAGGAAUAUGGCUUCAGUUUCUCACUAUUGCCUGCUAGUUCUGGUCUUUCUGGAUUCACAUGCAGCUCAGCCAUCCUGUCUACCAGGAUGUACCUGCUCAGAGGACAGUUUCGGCAGGGCUCUGCAGUGCAUGUCUACCUCUUUGGGAAUGAUCCCAAGGAAACUUCCUGAAGAGUUAAAGCGGUUGAGAAUUGAAAAUUCACCCUUAUUCGAACUGCCCCAAGGGUCCUUCAUCAACAUGAGCACGUUGGAAUACCUUUGGCUUAAUUUUAACAACAUCACUGUGAUACACCUAGGAGCCCUGGAGCACCUGUCAGAACUGAAAGAGCUGAGACUGGAGGGGAACAAACUUCGUUCAGUGCCAUGGACAGCAUUCCAAGCCACCCCUCUUCUGAGGGUCUUGGAUCUCAAACACAACAGGAUUGACGUGCUCCCUGAGCUGGCUCUUCAGUUCUUGGUCAAUCUGACCUACCUUGACCUAUCCUCCAAUAGGCUUACAGUUGUAUCCAAGGGCGUCUUCUCGAACUGGCUGGCCUACCAGAAACCCCAUCAGCCUGGCUGCGGAGCCAGGAUUCACUCCAGUUUGGUGCUGGCACUGCACGACAACCCUUGGCUAUGUGACUGUCGCCUGAGGGGACUUGUUCAAUUUGUAAAGUCCAACAGCAUCCCGGUCAUCCUGGUGAAUUCCUACCUGGUGUGCCAACACCCUCUCUCCAAAGCAGGGCAGCUUUUUCAUGAAACUGAGCUCAGUGUUUGCAUGAAACCACAGAUCUCAACCUCCAAUGUCAGUGUCACCAUCCAGAUGGGACAGAAUGUGACCCUGAGAUGCCUGGCACAGGCCAGUCCCUCACCAACCAUUGUAUGGACUUAUCCUCUGAGCAUGUGGAGAGAAUUUGAUGUGUUGACCUCAUCUACUGCAGAAGAUACUGCUCUGUCGGAGCUGGUCAUACCUGCUGCCCACCUGGUGGACAGGGGUAAUUACACCUGUGUGGCCUCCAACUCCAUCGGCAGGAGCACCCUUGUCAUCUCCCUCCAAGUCCAGCCUGCCCAGACCCUGUCUGUGCCCCAUUCUGCCUUUUUCCCCUCGGAUGGCAAUGCCUAUGUUGACCUGAGGGUCGUCAAGCAGACAGUGCAUGGGAUUCUGCUGGAGUGGUUUGCGGUGGUUGACACCCCUGAGGAGAAAUGGUUCACCCUCUACAUUGCAUCAGAUGAAACACUCAAGAAGGAGGUGGUCCACAUCGGCCCUGGGAUCAACACGUACGCCGUGGAUGACCUCCUUCCCAGCACAAAGUAUGAGGCAUGCCUCAGUCUGGGGGGCCAGCCCCCACGUAGGGGCCAGUGUGUGGUCUUUGUGACGGGCAGAGACCAUGGCGAGCUGGAAGGACGGGAGCGCCUCCUGCACAUCACAGUGGUCCUGUGCGCUGUGUUGCUGGCGGUGCCUGUGGGCGCCUACGUCUGGGCAGCCCAGGCCCCCUGCAGCUGCAGGGAGUGGGGGCUGCACUGCUGUCCUCACCCCAGGAAGGCUCCCAGGUGCCCCCGUGGUGUGCCACAGCACAGGGACUGCUCCUAUAGAGAGCACAUAGCUGUCUGUGAGGACCGCCUGGGGCACAGAGAUGAUGAAGGGGAUGAAGAGAAAGAUGGAGAGGAAGACAGGGGCUGAACAGCUCAGACUGGGGGCAGGGGGUGGGGGGAAGCAUGGUCCUUUCAUCCCUAAACCCACCCUCUGUGGCAACUCUACUUGGCUUGACCCAUUCAUUCAAUAGUAUUUAUUGAGCACCUACUCUGUUCCAGGCACCGAACUUGACACAAUGAUCAGGUAGACACAAUUCUUCACAGAAGGGAUGGCAAUGGAGCUUUGUCCUGUCCAAACAGUUAUCUUAUUAUACAUGGUGACUGGAAAUCAAUAAAUGUUACUCUUUCCAUAUAUAUAGCUCUGUAACAUUUACACAUAACAUUUCACAUGUGUUAUCCUACUGGAGAAAGGUAGAAUUCUACCCCUCCUUUUUUUUUACAGGUGAAGAAGCUGAAGCCCAGAAAGUUACUUGUGUACCAUCACCCAUCUAGCUGCUGGUGGAGGCACCCCCUGACGGGAGCUCGAAUGCCAUUGUUUCCUCUAAAUGUCUGUUUUGCAAUAUUCUUGUGUCUUCCAUUGUUCAGAAAGUAUUAUUCUUCCUCUUACUGGAAAACUCCCAAUGAGAUCACAUAGGUUUGAUAUUCCAAAGAUCUGCCCUUUGGGGCAGUGAGAGCACGGUGGGUGAUGUGACUCUCUAUUUGCGGGUGCCUGUGCUCCUGUGACCAGUCCUUUGGUGUUCGUGAGAGCCUGGGGCCAUCAGCACUGAGGAACAGGAAACUGGCUGUAGCCCAGGGCUCAUGCUCCAGUGAUUGUUAGAAAGUAGAGUUGUAUUCCCAGAAGGAAUAGAACCUAUGUAAAAAUCAUAUGACUAUAUAUUAUUAUUAUUGUCAUCAUUUACAAAGGGAGGCUACAGAAUCCCGAUUUGUACCUAGUCUGUGACAUCCUGAGUUUCAGGCUUGUUUUUUUAGCCCCGUGUCCCUAGCAUCUCAGCGCUAAGCGCAACAAAUGUUUGCUACAUGAGUGAUGACAACCCCCACUCCCUUCCCCUAUUGUUUCAAGCUCUCCUGUUAAAGCCCUGAGAGCUGAUUGUCUCCUCUUAUCUGGGUGUACGUGGGGUAGAGGGUUCCCCGUGAACCCCAGAGAUAGCUCAUUGCCCCUCCGGGCAGCCCUGCUGUUGCUAAUCUUUCCCAGGGUUUGAACCCACAUCUGUCUUUUGCAGCUUUUCCACUAGCCACAGGAAAAUCCCCUGCAGCCUGUUGAGUAUAAACUGGCCUCCCUGUGACAUCCCUAGAAAUAUUUCCUCCCUCCUUCCCACCUUCCCCACCAAUUCUUACUCUUUCUUCCAGGUCCAUUUCAAGUAUCACUUCCUCCAAGCCUUCAAAAAACAUAACUACAAAGACAUUA